Molecule: messenger RNA, 1125 nt
Organism: Orbilia oligospora ATCC 24927
Lineage: Eukaryota; Fungi; Ascomycota; Orbiliomycetes; Orbiliales; Orbiliaceae
Exons: 4
Coding region: 1-1125 (374 amino acids)
Biological process (GO): regulation of transcription by RNA polymerase II
Cellular component (GO): nucleus; NuA4 histone acetyltransferase complex
Source: RefSeq, a predicted model, not a curated record
AUGGGGCCGAAGAAGAAGACAGGCCCCGCCGCAGAGACGCUCAAGAAAACCAUCCGACCGACCUCUGAACCUCAACCCUCGGAUGACUUCCUACGGUCAUUGCCGCCGCCUCCGGACAAUUGGACAGACGAACAAGAAAUUACGCUCUUCAAGGCAAUAAUAAAAUGGAAACCUGCAGGGAUGCACAAACACUUUCGGAUGCUAUCCAUCGCGAACUUAAUGAAGAACCACGGUGUUGCCGAUACUCAUACGAAUAUACCUGGGAUAUGGAAGAAGCUAGAGAGCUUGUACUAUCUAGAUGCAGUGGAUGAUCAGGAGGAGACAGAUGAUGGAUAUGAAUCCCCACCUACGACCGACUUCGAUCUCCCGGACGUUGAUUACUAUGAACUGAAAAUGAGUCGCCGCUUCGCGACGGAGCCUUCACCCGAACCCGAACCCGAAGAAGAAGAAGACGAGGAGGACGAGGAGGAAGAAGAGGAGGAAGAGGAGGAGGAGGAAGAGGAAGAGAAGCCGACGACGAAGGCUGGGCCUCGGAAACCCGCCCCGAAACAGAACAAAGAAACUAAAGCAGAUACAAGGCGUGGGAAGCGGAGGGAAGUCGAAGAAGAGAAGGAGGAGGAGGAGGAGCAGGAGGAAAAUAGCGAGGCAGAUGAGACUGAAGAGGAACCUGCAGCUCCUACUCAGACAAAACGCAAAGGGAGGGCUACCAGAGCGAAGUCAGCGGGUACCGGGACGGCGAAGUCUACACCGGCUCCGGAUGACAAAAAGGAAGACGCCAAAAAGAAGACCAAAGGAAGAGUAGCAGUCAAACCAAAGCCACAGCAAGCUAAACGCGGGCGUCCCACUACUAAGAAAAAGGAAGAGAAACCCGAACCUGAACCCGAGGAAGAGGAGGCGGAGACAGAUGAGGAAGGAGAGGGCAGUGAGGAGGAAGGGGAAGAGGAUAGUGAGGAGGGUAGUGAAGGGGAGGAGGAAGAGGAAGCAGAAAGUGGGGAAGAAUCGGAGCCGCCGUCCCCAGCUUCCACGAAGCGAUCAAGAUCAGUCGCUUCUACCCGUGCGCCUCCAAAGGGGAAGAAAGCAAAGAUCCAAAAGGAAACCGUGCGAAGAAGCUCGCGGAAAAAAUAA